AUCUGAAGAUAUUAGUGAGCUGCAAAAGAAUCAAACUACAGCUAUGGCCAAAAUUGCACAAUACAAAAGGAAACUCAUGGAUCUUUCCCAUAGAACCUUACAGGUCCUAAUCAAACAGGAAAUUCAAAGGAAAAGUGGUUAUGCCAUCCAAGCUGACGAGGAGCAGUUGCGAGUUCAGCUAGAUACAAUUCAGAUAGAACUCAAUGCACCUACUCAGUUCAAGGGCCGACUAAACGAACUAAUGUCCCAAAUCAGGAUGCAGAAUCAUUUUGGAGCAGUAAGAUCUGAAGAAAGGUAUUACAUAGAUGCAGACUUGUUACGAGAAAUCAAGCAGCAUUUGAAACAACAACAAGAAGGCCUCAGCCAUUUGAUUAGCAUCAUAAAAGACGAUCUAGAAGAUAUAAAGUUGGUAGAGCAUGGAUUGAAUGAAACCAUCCACAUCAGAGGUGGUGUCUUUAGUUGACAAUUCAUAGACUUGUGUCAAAGAUUUGUGAAAUGCAUCCUACUCCAUUAGGCCUUCCUUAAUGAAACUGACCACACGGAGGAAAAAGCAAUCCAAUCCUCUCCUGGCUUGGUUUUUUUUGAGAGGGUUACUGAGAAAUUACUGUUCGUCAAAUCCGAAAUAUCAUAGUCACCUCACAGCUCUUCAAAGAAAACUUUUGAAAGAUUUAUUAUCUAAAAGCUAUAUUUACUUUAAAAAGUGCAUAACUACCAAAAUGAUAUGUACUAUUGUACAUUUUUACAAUAGCAUUUUCUUACACAUAAUCAGUGUUUCAUGAUUAUUGUCUAUUGAGCCUGUACUCUGCUUUUCAUAGUCAGUAAAUAUGAAAUAUCUACUUUGCACAUAGCAAAAUAAACUGUAUAAAUACUUGACUGUUGAAGAUGUGUACUUCAGAGUGUCCAUGUGCAUCAGCUUUUAUAUUUGUGGAUUCAUCUGUGGGAGGAGUAAAGAAAAUCCUAAAGUAUUUAAUGAUUGACAUGGUUUUCUUUUUGUUCUAUAAAGAUCUGAAAAUAUAUUUUUAUAUUAUUUUACUUAUUUGGAAUUUACAGAACACCUAAGUAAUUGGGAUGUAACAAAAUUACUUAAUGUUUUUGCAACCUUUUUGUUUUUUAAACCUUUUUAUUUCUAAAAAAGAUGAAAACUUAUAAAUAAACUUAAUUUGUAAUUACUUUUA
Messenger RNA from Carlito syrichta (Philippine tarsier), 1175 nucleotides. RefSeq names its product nucleoporin p54. The record is from RefSeq and is a predicted model, not a curated record. Gene Ontology annotation, cellular component: nuclear pore central transport channel; nuclear pore. The transcript has 4 exons. Lineage: Eukaryota; Metazoa; Chordata; Mammalia; Primates; Tarsiidae. Gene Ontology annotation, molecular function: structural constituent of nuclear pore. Gene Ontology annotation, biological process: NLS-bearing protein import into nucleus; protein localization to nuclear inner membrane; nuclear pore organization. The coding region runs from base 44 to 463 and encodes 139 amino acids.